AUGCGACAGCCGCUUUGGCACAACUUGCCCUUCACCAAACGGAACCUCCAGAUCCUAAAGGCAUUGGAAAGACAUUGUGGAUUGGGCAACGACACUCUCAUGGGAGGAAUUGAGCCCGGCACAGUUGAUUGUAGUGUGUCAAAGCCAAAAUCUCGCUUCAUCUCUCAGGUAAAUUGCCAGACUCUCACUACCAAUGUGGACGACAUCGAUCAGGCAAUAAAGGACCUCAAAAUGGUGUCGGCGAACUUCCGUAAGAAAGGAGUAGGCAAGCUGGUGUUGAUCGACAAGCCACUGCAAGAGAUGGAACCAGAGGAGGAAUCACAUGAUGCAACGAAGACCUUGUCCACUCCGCCGACGACGCCACCACCAACCACGUUCACCACCACGUUGCUCAUGCCGCCGUCCACCUGUCCUGCUGGUACAGCUCGGAAACUCACCCCAAUGCCACGCGACCUUCAUCCACCACAUCACACUAAACCGAUUCGCUACGCUCUUUUCGAACCAGUCAACUGGAUUUACGACAGCUGCUUGACUGACAAGGAAUUUGACGAGAAGGUAUGUUUUUACUCACUGCGGAAGAAUUUUUUCGCUUCGAUUGACUGGAAGAGUUAG
Molecule: messenger RNA, 612 nt
Organism: Cooperia oncophora
Lineage: Eukaryota; Metazoa; Nematoda; Chromadorea; Rhabditida; Trichostrongylidae
Source: the annotation of a GenBank genome assembly